GAUAUAGAAGACGAAGAAAAACUUGAGCUCAAGAGAACUGAAAAGCCCGAAUGGUUCUUGCCUUCAGGGUCCUUGCCGUCACCCUUCAAGUCGGGUAGGUCAUGGUGACAUCAUAAGCACGACGUCCUCCUCCGCUACCUCAGCCCGAGCUCCGUCGCGUCCGCGCCGAUCGUCCACACCUCCUCUACAAGGCCGGGGGGCGUGGCCCGAGCUAUUCCGUAUUCUUCAUCCGUUUCCAAAUCUGCGGCUUGGCAGCAAAUCGUAGAAGAUGAGCGUGCUUCCGAGUAGAGUAGCUGCUCUACUUAGGUGUCUGAGACCGGUCCACAGGUUUUACUCAUCGCCGGUGGUCCAGGUUCCUCCCCCGGUCAACGAACCCACUCUCUCAUUCGCGCCAGGCUCCGAGGAGAGAGCUUGCGUGGAAAAAGCACUAGGUGAUCUGCACGGUCACGUUGAGGAGAUUCCAUGUGUGGUCGGAGGCAGGGAGAUCUUUACCGGCAACCUCCAGAAACAAGUCUCACCGUAUGACCAUCAGCGAGUGAUAGCUCACUAUCACUAUGCCGACAAGGAUUUGAUCAACGAGGCUAUUGGCUGUGCAUUGGAGGCAAAGAGACAAUGGGAGGAUACACCAUAUGAACAUAGGGCGGCAGUUUUCCUCCGCAUGGCUGACCUGAUCAGCACAAAGUACCGCUAUCAAGUUAUAGCCACCACCAUGCUCGGACAGGGGAAGACAGUGCUCCAAGCAGAGAUUGAUUCCACGUGUGAAACUAUUGACUUCUUCCGGUUCGCAGUGAAACAAGGCCUAGACUUGCAGGGUCAACCAUCGGUCCACUCUCCUCGCAUCUGGAAUAGAUUGGAAUACCGCGCUCUCGAAGGCUUCAUUGCUUCCAUCUCUCCCUUUAACUUUACCGCCAUCGGCGCCAAUCUCGGAGCCACGCCCACUCUGAUGGGCAACGCCACACUCUGGAAGCCGUCUGACACGGCCAUGCUAUCAAAUUGGACCAUGUUCAAGAUAUUGAGAGAGGCGGGGCUGCCCCCCGGGGUCGUCAAUUUCGUCCCGGCCCCUGGCCCCCUGUUUGGGGACACUGUUACCGACUCUCCGGAUUUGGCUGGUGUCAGCUUUACCGGCAGUUCAACGACAUUCAAGCAUCUGUGGAAAUUGACGGGCAAAAAGCUGGACACUUACAAAACGUUCCCAAGAAUUGUUGGAGAGUGUGGUGGGAAGAACUACCACUUUGUGCAUCCGUCGGCCGAUGUCGACAACGUAGUCUUCUGCUCUGUACGAGGAGCCUUUGAGUACUGUGGUCAGAAGUGCUCAGCCACCUCCAGAAUGUAUGUCCCCGAGAGCUUGUGGACUGAGAUACGAGACAAAAUGGUGGCCAUCACAAAGGAAAUCAGAGUUGGGUCGCCUGAGGAUUUCCGUAAUUUCAUUGCUGCCGUCAUUGAUGCCAAGUCAUUCCAGAAGAUCAGCGGAUAUCUGGACUAUGCUAACUCCAGUGAUGAACUGACACUGUUAGCAGGAGGCUCUGCUGAUGAUAGUGUCGGCUACUUUGUCCAGCCAACCAUCUAUCAGACAACCAACCCAAGGAACAAGCUAAUGCAAGAGGAGAUAUUUGGUCCAGUCCUGACGGUGUACGUGUACCCUGACAGUGAGGCAGAGGAGAUGCUGGAGGUUGUCAACAGUACCUCAGUCUAUGGCCUCACUGGAGCAGUCUUCUCCAACGACAGGUACUUCAUCCUGAAGGCCAUGUCAGUUCUGAGACACUCUGCCGGCAACUUUUACAUCAACGACAAGUCCACCGGCUCUGUGGUCGGCCAGCAGCCAUUUGGUGGCUCUCGAGGCUCAGGUACCAAUGACAAAGCAGGUGCAGUGUCCUACCUGCAGAAGUGGGUGUCUCCAAUGUCGGUGAAGGAAGCCACUGCCCCCUGCACAGAGUGGAGCUACCCUAGUGUUGACCAGUAGAGACCAAAUAUAUAGAGCAGAAAUAAUAGUGCAGCUGAAUGAAAGACUUGCAUUUCGGGGCAUUGUGUAUGCUUUUUAAUACAGGAAAGUGUACUUGUGUAUAUACAUUGUGAGCCCAUUUGUAAUACAAACCUGUACUGACUCUGAAACAACAAGUU
Geodia barretti is the source of this 2118-nucleotide messenger RNA. NCBI's taxonomy places the organism in Eukaryota, Metazoa, Porifera, Demospongiae, Tetractinellida, Geodiidae. The record is from the annotation of a GenBank genome assembly.